AUGACAAACCCUGGGGAGGAUCCGCCAGUCAGGCUCAAGCCUGGAAAAGUAAGUGUCGGUUGUCAAACACAGCAGGAAUUGCUUGCGGCAACAAAGGAUUUUGGAUCGAACGAACCAACGACUUCACAAAAUAAUGGCAAUAAAAAUGCCCAGCCGGUGACUCCAUCAACAGGCACAACACAAACAGAAGAUGGCCUUUUGCGCCUUUCUGUAGCCGAUUUUCAUCAUUUGGAGGAUACGAUGUGUUCACCAUCAAAGAUUAUCAAUGGUGUUCCAUGGCGAAUCAUGAUUAUGCCAAAACAGCAUACAACUGGGAAAAAGACACAAAAAUGUCUGGCAUUCUUUCUCCAAUGUUGUCCUGCUAACACCUACAAUGACAAAUGGACGUGCCAAGCAAUUGCUGAGAUGAGGCUACUGGCACAGAAGCGCGGUAAUCAAAAUUUUGUUCGAAAAACGACGCAUAUCUACAAUUCGAAAGAGAACGAUUGGGGAUAUUCUUGUUUUAUGACGUGGGCGGAAAUCAUUGACGAGUCACAAGGAUAUAUCAAGAAUGGAUCAGUGAUUGUGGAGAUCGUCGUUCGAGCUGAAGCGCCAAAGAAUAUGAUGACAAAAGACGAUUUUCUGUUCAAAUUAAAGCAAUGGUAUCGCCUUGCUGAAAACCAUAUGAACAACGAUCGAGUUGAUCUUGCUAUUGAGGCCAAUCAACAAGCCGUUGAUUAUUGCAAGAAUAAGGACCCGGAAAUGGCGAAACAAUUGAAAACACAGAAAGAUGCUCUUGUGGCGCAAAAACUCGUGGAAAGCAUUAAACGACUAGAAGAUGGAUCAUCACCAAAGAAACAACCACAAACUGAAGGGCGAGCUGCCAUAAGAUCGGCCAUUGCUGGGCCUAUGUGCAAUAACGAAUUUUGCCGUCUACAUAAAGCAAAACGCCAAUGCACACAUUUAAAGAAAACCUCAAAGCCAACUUCUGCACAAAGAAAUUCUGCUCGCACACCUCGUGCACCCUGCUCAUCUCCACGACCGCCUGGAUCAACUAUUCGCCCAACUUGCAAGUCUCAUCAAGAAGCAAAUCAUACAGAGGGAGCCUGCUCCGGUUCGAAGAUUGCAAAGCGAGCUGAUUUGCCAAUUGGUACGGGCUCCAAUCAAUCUCGUGGGGAAGCGAAGGUUGACGAUGAAGAUCUCGGCGCAGAAUCUGAAGGGUCAUACACAGAUAUGGGGCAAGCGGUUGAUUUAGCUGAAAUCUGCCAAGUACAGAUUGCGACUGCCGAAAGCAGCUGCCAGACAGAAGAUAUCACAAUGGAUCGCGAGGAAGAAGGUGAUGAAGACGACGUUGAAUGGUGCCAUCAGAAUUCAUCGGAGAAUAACUCGACAGAAGAAACGACCUCUACACAAGAUGAAGAAUCUAAUGAUGAAGGAAUUCCGGAAGAAGCGUUGACAAAGGAAAAUGGUUACAAACGCGAUAAACGGCCAACUACUCCUGAAUUGCUUUUUUUCCAUAAACGACCAAUUCUGCAGGCAGCUCGCAAAAAUCCAAAGGGAAUGACGGAAGUGAGUCCAGUUUUAUUAGACGAUCAUCACGUUAGCUGCUUGUUGGACGCAUUCAAAGCUUUGCAGCAACCGAAAGAAAAAAACAUUAAUGGACAAAAGACUAAUGGAUCUACCGAAAAAACACUCAAAAAGAAUCAACAUCUUAAAUGGCUUUGUGAUGACGUGGACACAAUGGUUACCAUGAUAUCUUUCUUCAAAAAGGACUUCAAGUUGUAUCAAGAAAGACAUGAGGCUCAACUAGAAAAUACCAGCCCAAUGGAGCAGCAUGAAAAUAUGGCUAUGUUCUUUGCUAUUGGUAUGGCAAACUAUCAAUGUGACAGAAUGACCCAAGAGGUUGAACGUUUUCUGGAAAAAUCUGAGCAACUAUUCCAUGGCAAGAGGAUGGGCACUUUGAUUGGCCGUCUCUCCGGUGGAAAAUUGGCUCUUGAUGAUGAAGCAUCUGUGGAUAAAUCUUCGAUGGAUGUAGAGUUUAACUCGGACGAUUCUCGUAGCACUACCACAGCUCUCUCAGAAACCGAUGCUUCGGAAAGUGCUUCUUUGGAAAUGUGUUCAGAAGAAGAAGAAGAAAUAGAAAUAGAGGAGGGAGAGGAAUUACAUGCAAAUGUAUCGGGAGACAGAGCUUACAAUUCAGACUUGAGGGAUGUUGCUGAAAAUCUUAUGACUUUUAACCAGUCAAUGUACACAGCCAUUGGUCGCUUCAAGAGCUUCGGCGAUGCACUUAGUCAGGUUUCACAACAGGUCGAAAGUACGGUGCCUGAAAAAAUUUCUACUUGUGACCAUGGCGAUUUGCAACGUCGAUUGGAACUCCGCACGAAGUCUUUACAAAAUGAACAAGCUGCGCAUCAGUUAACCAAGAAAAAACUUGAAGAAUUAAAGGCGCAAUCUUCUGAAUCAAAAUCUAAAGUAGAACAGUUAAACAAGCAACUCAGAGAGAAGACAAAUGAUAAUAAAAGGCUUGAGAAAAAGAGCCUCAAAGAUGAUGCGAAAAUCAAUGAAUUAUUUACCGACAAAACUGAACAAGAUGAAAAACUUAAAAAUCAGAAACGCGACACGAAUUCAUUGAAGAUGAAGCAUUCUGAUGAGCUUAAGACCUUGAAACUGGAACGAGAUCAAUUGCAAGUUGAACUGGAUAAACUGAAGAAAGAAGCAAGCAUGCGUGAAUCUCAAAGAGAAGAGUUCGAU
Mesorhabditis belari is the source of this 2730-nucleotide messenger RNA. The record is from the annotation of a GenBank genome assembly. NCBI's taxonomy places the organism in Eukaryota, Metazoa, Nematoda, Chromadorea, Rhabditida, Rhabditidae.